AUGGCCAGCCUACAGACUCCCCUGGACGGACAGAAACAAACGAUUAGCCUGCUAGACAUCAUCGAGUCGCCAGAAUUGGCUGCUACCUGCGGCGAAAUGCUCGACAAAUCUCCUGGCUAUUCUUACACCAGCAUUGACCUAAGCGACAUUGACCUUCUUAAAGUCUCGAUCUUGCAUGGCGACGAUGACUCCAUGAUCUCGUACAUGGAGAUGGCAACGAAUUCGAAAGCGGCAGCUUGGUUGGAAGCUGACGAAGCCUGGUGGGACGAGAUGGCUGGCCAGGCACAACUCGAACCCUCUGAUAUGGAAUCAAUAGAUUGA
Molecule: messenger RNA, 321 nt
Organism: Aureobasidium melanogenum CBS 110374
Lineage: Eukaryota; Fungi; Ascomycota; Dothideomycetes; Dothideales; Saccotheciaceae
Exons: 1
Coding region: 1-321 (106 amino acids)
Source: RefSeq, a predicted model, not a curated record